Gigantopelta aegis is the source of this 594-nucleotide messenger RNA. Its product is annotated as protein psiG-like. The record is from RefSeq and is a predicted model, not a curated record. NCBI's taxonomy places the organism in Eukaryota, Metazoa, Mollusca, Gastropoda, Neomphalida, Peltospiridae. The coding region runs from base 1 to 594 and encodes 197 amino acids. The transcript has 2 exons.
AUGCUUGUAAUCAGUCUGGUUUUGUUUCCGCUGUAUGAUGCUUGUAACUGUCUGGGUUUGUCUCAGCUGUGUGAUGCUUGUAACUGCCUGGUUUUGUCUCAGCUGUAUGGUGCUAGUAGCUGUCUGGUUUUGUCUCAGCUGUGUGAUGCUUGUAACUGUCUGGUUUUGUCUCAGCUGUGUGAUACUUGUAACUGUCUGGUUUUGUCUCAGCUGUGUGAUACUUGUAACUGUCUGGUUUUGUCUCAGCUGUGUGAUGCUUGUAACUGUCUGGUUUUGUCUCAGCUGUAUGAUGCUUGUAACUGUCUGCUGUAUGGUGCUUGUAACUGUCUGAUUUUGUCUCAGCUGUGUGAUGCUUGUAACUGUCUGGUUUUAUCUCAGCUGUGUGAUGCUUGUAACUGCCUGGUUUUGUCUCAGCUGUAUGGUGCUAGUAGCUGUCUGGUUUUGUCUCAGCUGUGUGAUGCUUGUAACUGUCUGGUUUUGUCUCAGCUGUGUGAUACUUGUAACUGUCUGGUUUUGUCUCAGCUGUGUGAUGCUUGUAACUGUCUGGUUUUGUCUCAGCUGUGUGAUGCUUGUAACUGUCUGGUUUUGUCUUAG